AUGGUCCGUAAGCAUAGGAAUGAUGAACCGUGUGAUAAGAAUAUCAUUAGUGUUACUAGUGAGAAUGUCGACGAGGAGGAGUUUGAACACAAUUAUGUCCACCAAAUUUAUAAAAACAUCGCCACUCACUUUUCACACACCAGAUAUGGAUGUUGGGGUAAUGUAGUGAAGGUAAUUGAGAGUGUCCGACCAUCGAGUGUGAUUUUGGAUGUCGGCUGUGGUAAUGGAAAGUAUUUAAGUACCAGGACUGACUGUUACUUUAUUGGCGUUGACAUUUGUUCCGAAUUACUCCAUCUCGCACGGGAAAAACAUGUCAACAGUAACUUCUCACUUGUCAUUUCCAACGCCCUGAAAUUACCCUUUAAAGAUAACUUCGCCAAUCUCACACUCGCAAUCGCAAUCAUACAUCACCUGUCCACCACUCAGCGGAGGCUUGAGGUAAUACGGGAAUUAAUACGUUGCACACGCACCGGUGGGAUUAUCCUAAUAUACCUCUGGUCGUUUGAGCAGGAUGCGAGUUACGUUGGGUAUAGGGAGUUUAGGUCACAGGACGUGCUGGUGCCUUGGAACUUGCAGCAAAAGUACUCUCCCACUAAGGACCUGCACUUUAAACGCUACUAUCACCUGUUUAACAGAGAUGAAGUUGAUCACAUCUGCCAACACUUUGAUAAACUCGUAAACUCCACAGUUUACACAGACUGCAAUAACUACGUCAUCCAAAUGCUUAAAAUAUAAUUCAAUACAUAAUACGUAAUUUGGAAAUAAACAUUUUUAUCAGGUUGCAAAUAGAAUUCUCUAUUGUUUGAUAAGUUAUCAUUUGAUAAGUUAUUGUUUGAUAAGUUGUUAUUUGAUAAAUUAUUUGAUAAGAUGUUUGAGAUCAUCUUGGAGGUUUUUCUUGUGUUUUCGCAGGUAGUUGACUUGGUUGAUAAAUUUAUUCUUCUCCUGCAGCUGCUUUGAUCUUUUAUCUUUUCCAGCUUUUUUCAUCUUUUUAAUCAUUUUACGGUUUUUAGUUUGAAGUUUGAGUUUAUUUUCCUGUGCUCUGUGCUCAAUUUGCCUCAUUAUCCUGCCCAUUUGCUCGUCACUCUUCAUCAUCUCCGCAUAGAAAUCCGUCGGCCUAUUAAACGCAAUUCCCAUUCUCUACAACAUAAAUUAGUAGUUACACACGUAAUUCUAUGAUUAAUUGUGGAUUC
Molecule: messenger RNA, 1190 nt
Organism: Theileria parva strain Muguga
Lineage: Eukaryota; Apicomplexa; Aconoidasida; Piroplasmida; Theileriidae
Gene: trm9
Product: Methyltransferase domain protein
Exons: 4
Coding region: 1-735 (244 amino acids)
Biological process (GO): tRNA wobble uridine modification
Cellular component (GO): cytoplasm; nucleus
Molecular function (GO): S-adenosylmethionine-dependent methyltransferase activity; tRNA binding
Source: RefSeq, a predicted model, not a curated record